Molecule: messenger RNA, 5629 nt
Organism: Candoia aspera
Lineage: Eukaryota; Metazoa; Chordata; Lepidosauria; Squamata; Candoiidae
Gene: RAPGEF5
Product: Rap guanine nucleotide exchange factor 5
Exons: 18
Coding region: 398-2236 (612 amino acids)
Biological process (GO): positive regulation of GTPase activity; Ras protein signal transduction
Cellular component (GO): plasma membrane
Molecular function (GO): guanyl-nucleotide exchange factor activity
Source: RefSeq, a predicted model, not a curated record
GUGGAGUAUGUGAAAUAGAAGCUUGUGCUGUUAUUUUUAGGAAUGACUCUCUUGCUCUCCAUCCUUUUCCAGGGCUGUUCUUGGCUAACUUUCCCAUGAAUUUGUAACUUUUACUGUGGUUCUCUUAUGUAACAGGAAACAAGUUGACGGGAACAAACGCACUGCCUGCAUAUCAGCUGUAUCCAUAACAGCAGCUUAUUUAGUUCAGCAUUGCCUUUGCUUUGCUAAGCAGAUAGCAUCGCAUAGAAGAAGGAGGCUGUGUGACUGUUUGGUGCCUAUUUUGUUCUUUUUUUUCUUAAAGCAAGAAACAACUGUUUGCUCAGCAUAAAAUUGGAACAAUUCAGAGGGUGAAAUGGAGAAGAUGGGUUUUUGGUGAAGUUAAAAGUUUGUUAGUGUCAUGUCCUGGGAUUGUGGAUUUAAGUAUCUCUUUCCUUUCCCACCGACACUCAAGGCAGGAGUUAUGUGCAAGCUUCAAGAACGAGAAGAUAUUGGGCACCUUGAACUUGUCCAGAAGUUUGCAAAAGAAAAUUGUCAUGUUCCACAGGCAGAUAAAAGAGAACCAGGGAAUACAGACCAGCUGGAUGAUGAAGUGACCACUGUUCAAGUGAAGGAACUGGACCAAGAUGUGCUGGUGCUUAGGAAAGUGUUGUCACAGAGCCCAGCCCCCAUGUCGGGGAGUGUCGAGAGUGAUUGGAGAUACGUGGUGGUAUCAGGGACACCAGAGAAGAUUUUGGAGUAUGUCCUGAAUGACCUGCACCUGGAAGAAGUACAGGACAAAGACACAGAAACUCUUCUGGAUGACUUCCUCCUUACAUACACAGUCUUCAUGACAACAGAUGACUUGUGUCAAGCUCUGCUGAGACAAUAUCCUUCACUAAACCUUCAAGACAAGGAUGAAAUUCUUGAUGUUCCCUGCAGAAAGCGAAAGGUCUUGCAUUUGGUGUCACAGUGGACCUCACUCUACAAAGACUGGUUGCAUGAAGAUGAGCAUUUGAAGCAGUUUCUUAAGACAAUAUAUAGGAAUGUGUUAGAUGAUGUGUAUGAAUACCCUAUAUUGGAGAAGGACCUAAAAGAAUUUCAGAAAUUACUUGGAAUGCAUCGUCGUCACACAGUAGAUGAAUAUUCACCUCACAGAAAGCAUAAAGCCAUUUUACAUCAAUUCAGCCUCAAGGAGAACUGGCUCCAGAACAGAGAAACUGUGAAUGAAACAGAGGAAGUUUUUUGCCAUGUGUAUAUAACAGAACAUUCUUACAUCAGUUUAAAAACUAAAUUAUCCACUUCAGUUCAAGAGAUUUUGAAAAUUGUAGCAGAGAAGCUCCAGCAUUCCCAAGAAGAUCUGGCUCUAGUGGCCCUUUCAUUCUCUGAAGAAAAGCAUGAAUUGCAACCAGAUGAUCUGGCAAUCUCCAAAUCGCUUGAGCUUUCUGCUCGUAUGUUUCUCUUUCGAAAGGAUCUGACAGAUAGUUUGAUCCCUUUUGCUGAAAAUGAGGAAAUCCAGCAACGAUCAGUGAAAAUUUUGGGGAUUAACACCUGGGACCUUGCUUUGGAAUUAACAAUUUUUGACUGGAAUCUUUUCAAUUUGGUUCAUGAACAAGAACUGAUAUAUUUCACCUUCAGCCGACAAGGCAGCGGGAAAAACACUGUGAAUCUUAGUCUUCUGCUUCAAAGAUGCAACGAAGUUCAACUCUGGGUUGCCACAGAAAUACUACUCUGCAACCAGCUCUGUAAACGUGUACAGCUGGUGAAAAAGUUCAUUAAAAUUGCUGCUCACUGCAAAGCCCAACGAAAUCUGAAUUCAUUUUUUGCCAUUGUCAUGGGACUUAACACUGCCUCUGUCAGCCGGCUUUCUCAGACAUGGGAGAGAAUGCCUGGAAAGUUUAAGAAGCUCUUUGCUGAACUUGAAAGUUUGACAGAUCCUUCUCUGAAUCACAAAGCCUAUAGGGAUGCGUUCAAGAAAAUGAAAUCUCCAAAGAUUCCCUUCAUGCCUUUACUCCUUAAAGAUGUGACAUUUAUACAUGAAGGAAACAAAACAUUUCUGGAUAACCUUGUAAAUUUUGAAAAGCUGCACAUGAUUGCAGACACAGUCCGAUCAUUGAGGCAUUGUAGGCGCAACCAAUUUGGAAAUGAAAUACCCUCAAAAGAGCAUGAGGAGCUGAAGUCCUAUGUCCAUCAUUUGCAUAUCAUUGAUAAUCAACAGAUGUUGUUUGAACUUUCUCACAGGAUAGAACCUCGUAUGUGAAUUCAUGCUCACUCACAUAACUCCAGCACUUCUAAUUAAAUGAAUAUUUAUGUGCCAAGCAUGUUACUUCCCUAAGAAAUGGAUGGUUACUGAGUUUUAUCAGUAAUUGGUGCCACAGUACAUGCAGGCAUCUCAUGCAAAGCAAGAGGAGGAGCUCUUCACAACAGCCUCCCGAGAUGAAGAAAUGCCACAUCCAUUCAGCUGCAGAGAAGAAAUGCAUUCACCAUAUUCAAAACCUUGAUUUUCUUGAAAACCUUAUUCAAAAUAGCUUUCAGUCCCACAUCCAUCAGUGUUAAAUUGAAAUAAAAUGUUCUGUCUUUAUAAGGACCUAUUCAGCUAACAGCACUGUUUUGAGAAAAGUGCUCAUAAUUUGGCACGCAGGGAUAUACCUCACUAAUCAUAAGCUGCCCAAAGUAUUGACUGUGGGGCCAAAAUGAAAGCAGCAGGGCAGGUAUUGGUGAAUCUUCCCUGAUACAUGUGCUGGCAUCCACUUCAAGCUCAAAGCAUAAAGACAAGUUGUUAGAAUUCAGCAUACUUAAUAGAAUUUAACAAAGUGUAAAAUUUGAGCCAAGCACAGUUAAUACUUGAGUUUAACGUAUUUCAAAAUGUGCUGCCUAUAAAGCAAGAUGUCACCUCAUCAAUUAUAGUAACCCAUGCUGUCCUUUUAUGCCAGAUUAGAAUUUAGAGUACUGUGCUUUUAAUAUUUCCUAUAGAUAAUGCUUUUUGAACUUUAGAGCCAUCUCAGUUUUUUUAUCCUUUCCUAGUAAUUCUAUUAGAGGCAAGCAGUGUCACAAAAGUGUCCUGCCUGUAGCUUUAUUACAAACAAAUGUAGUGUGUUUUACUUCUAUGUCCACUUUACUAAUUACCAUUAUUAUCUUUAGACUGGUGCAAGUUUAUUGCAAAACAGUGCUAAAUUGGUAAGGAAGAAUCUAUCAUGUGGGGCUGUUGCUUGCAACUCAAAAAACUAGAAUCCCCAGAAUUACCUCAAAGAAGUAAUGAGUGAAAGUACUAUGGCACACUUACUAUACUUUAUAGCUAAGUUAAAUCUGAUCUUGUUGUCUAAGUCAUAAACCAUGAUUUACAAACAUAAGUUCAUACAACAUACUAAGCCAAAUUCAAAUAAAUCAUAUGGUUUAUCUCAUGAAUCUGACCAUAGAAGAGAUGUACUUUGAGAAACAGGCAUACUGCUGUUUUUUCCUUGCUUUGUUAAAAGCUGAGGAUGAAUUCCAGUUUACAAGAAGAGGAGGACUCUGACUACCAGAAGAGAAUUUGCAUUGGAAAUGAAAUGGAUGAUUCUCAAGAAAGUUUUUUGUUGGCUUUCUUUCAUCAAGGUGCAGCUAUAAAGGAGAAAGGCUGAAGAUUAUCUAUUGAGCUUCACAUUGACAAGAUUGCUUUUCAUUCACAUUGCUGUAAGAAAGUGCUGUGCUGUCAAGAUCACAGCAUGAUGCAACACAAAGAAGGAGAAUCUGUGAUUUCAUGAGUAGCACUUUCCAGUAACUUCUGUGACACUUGCAUAACUAUGUUUAAGCAGUACAUUCAUUCUGGGUGGCAACAUGGUAAUCUAUGAUUUAAAAAAAUGCUUCUUGGAGAGAAAGAUUUAGAAUCUAUGCAACAAAUAUGUGUGACAAUCACAGAUUUGUUGCUAUGUAUUCGAAUGUAUUUGAACAUGUGACUUAAAAGUGAAAGCUUUGAUGUAAUAACUCUCAUGCCUCAGUUUUCUCUUUGAGAGAUCAAAGCUACAUGUACAUUCUUGAAAUCAUGUCUGCAACUUGUUCCUGUCUUCAGAAUGUCUUCAUUAUCCUUCUAUUAAGGGUUCUCAAGGAAUUGCCUGAAGAAUGUGGUAAAUACAAUGCAAAGCAAUGCAUUUCACUGUGAGAAUCUAUUUAUAUGCAGCUUUAUACAAAAUAGACUUUUAUAGUACCACAGGAACAUACUGCUUUGUGAUACUACUGGCCAACAAGAGAGGGUGUGUUAAAAAUUAGGCCUGCCUUGAAAACACCUGAACUAUUUUCUUUAUUGUGCUGCUGCUUAGUUCACAUUUAUUCAAGAAGUUUUUCUACACAAGCUCCUUCUCAGAAGAUUGACUUGUUGGGGGACAAAAGCAGUUUUAAGUGAUAAGGAAUUGUUGAUUAUAAUUUCUUUGGUUUGGUUUGUUUGUUUGUUUAUAAUGAAGUAGAGAGUCUUUCCAUUAGAUUUGGCCUUCCUCAUGAGAAAAAAAUUGAAAAUUCUGUACAGGUAUAAUAUAAAGGAAAGAAUGUAUGUUUCUGAAACGUAAUUGGUAGUAUUUAGUAUAUUGGUUAUCCAAUGUCUUCUAGGAAUUAUUUGGUAGAAAUUAUUAAGUAGACAAUAGAUUAUUUUGUUAGAUAGUUGGACAAAUUAGAAACAACAUAGAUAAGCUCUUUAGGAAUUUCCAGGAUGUUUUUCUUACAGCAACUUAGAUGAAGAAGCAAUAUAUUUGUUAACCAAAUAGCAGCUGUUUGGUUUGGCAGUAGGAGUUGCUGUAGGAAGUUGCUGUAGUAAGGAACAUGUUUCGAGCAUUAUCGUUAUCCACAGACAAAAAUAGCAUUUUCAGAGGGAGAAGUCCCAACUGUUGUAAAUCGGCUUUUUGUGCACACAAACUGACCACACCUUCAACAAUGGAACUGAACAUUUUGAAACAAGGCUUUCCAAACCUGGCUUAUUUCAUCACACCAUUGCACGGGGAUAUUUGGAGGGGAGAAUCAGAGCCUGUUAUUUAAUCCACCUAUUAAGGUGGGCCUCUGAUUUUGCUAAGGCUGGAUUUAAACUUAGAAAGUAAAGAUACAUCCACAUUAGUAGCUCCGACAUGCAACACGACUUUUUUUAAACUUUUCAUUGUCCAGCUACUUACUAAGUAACUUGCCACCUAAUGGAAUAAAUUAACUGGAAAGGAUGGGACUUGCAGGGGAGGAUUGGUAGAUACAAGACUGAUGAUGCAUAACACAGGCUGGCUAAUUCUUACCUCUAGAUGUCCUCUUGCCUCUACACAUCCAUUAACCGUUAGCUGGUGUAAUUGCAGUGUUAAGACUAGCAUUAGAGCUACUGUUUUGGUUCUUCCUUGACAAGACAGUAAUGUGAAUUCAAAUCUGGCUUUUCUGUUGUGCUGUUCUGAAACCUCUUUCCUGCUUUUAUGAGCAAGCUUAAUGCUUAGUGAUAUAAAGCAAAAACUGGAUAACUUUCAUAUCUGGUUAGCUGGACUAUCUGGUGCCGGCUUUGUAGGCAGAAUUACUUGAGUCCUUCAGUUCAGUGGCCACUUGGUCAUUAUUUAGCCAAAGGGACCAGUCAGAAUUAAAUUAUGAGCCAAAUAUUUCAUGAUGCUAAAAAUAAGUUAUGGUUACAACUUGGAUCUCACUCUACCUCUGCAAGAGAUUAUAG